GCAUGCAUUUCCCUCCCUCUUUUUUUUUUGCUCUCUACCCUCUCAUUCACUCUCUCUCUCCCCUCACGCACACACACACACACGCUCCCUCGCAUUUCGUGGGAGAAAGUAAGAAGAGGGAGAGAGAAAGAGAGAGAUUGAGCGAGAGUGAUUUGAAGCCUCUCUCUGCUCUCUCCGCUUUUCUGUUCACUCAGACUCAAUGGGGCUCUAGCAUUAGGGGUUUCAAGCUGUAAAACUACAUAUUUAUUACCCGUUCCCUUCUUUUUAUUUAAGUUUUGUACAUAACACAGAUAACUUAUUGAAGAACAAGUCCAACCAAACCGGUCAAAUAACUUGGGAACUAUGGAUAUUCGGAAGAAGCGGAGGCCGUGGUGCAUGGAGACCUCGUUCGUGCUCCUCCUGUGCCUUACUUUGGCACAAGCAGAUCCGAUAGAUGUUUUGCGGGUGUUGCAGUUGCCUUCCCUCCCUGAAGGUGUGCAGAAGGUUCCGGGUUUCUGCACCUCCCGUCGGUCCGGCACUCCUGAUCAUGCCUACCGCGUCACUAAGAAAGCCCAGAUCUCUGCCCCCACCAAACAGCUAUUCUCAGGACGUUUCCCGGAGAACUUCUCCAUCAUGACUCUGGUAAAGGCCAAGGCUGGUCUUCAGGCCUUCCUGCUGUCCAUCUACAAUGAGCAGGGUGUACAGCAGCUCGGUCUAGAGUUGGGACGCUCGCCCAUCUUCCUGUAUGAGGACCAGAAUCGCAAACCCGCCCCAGAGGACUACCCACUGUUCAAAGGGGUCAACCUGGCUGACGGCAAGUGGCACCGCAUUGCAGUUUCUGUGCAGAAGAAGAACAUCACUCUGAUCCUUGACUGCAAGAAUCGCAUUACAAAAACUCUGCCGCGUAGCAACAACCCAGUUUUGGACACUAAGGGCAUCACUGUCUUUGGAGCCCGUCUCCUGGAUGAGGAGGUCUUCCAGGGUGAGAUCCAGCAACUGCUGAUCGCAUCCAAUCCUCAGGCCGCUUAUGACUUCUGCGAGCACUACAGCCCUGACUGUGACUCCCCUCUGCCUAAAGUCCAGUCCCAGGACCCAAACAGCUACGGGAAGGCAAACAACGGCAAAGCCGAUAAGUCAAAAACUGCGCCAGCCAAAGCCCCUCCAGCUAAACCAACUAAAGCCAAGCCAACUCCAAAGCCAAAGUCCAAACCUACAGCUGCGCAAAUCUUGAUCUCAAAGAUAAAACCUACUUUAGCAUCCAAAACGAAAGCAACACCGGCCCCAAAGAAGACAAACGACAAUGGAAAAAAUAACGGUCAAACUAAAGUAAAUGGUAAUGGCAAUGGCAAAAGCAAUGGAAAUGGGAAAGACGCUAAUGGUAAAGCUAAGGCUGGCAGCAAUGGCAAAGCCAAUAACAAUGGCAAUGGGAAGGCAGCUGUGGAGAAAAAAGCUAACGGAGAAGCUAAAGCUAAUAGCAAUGGUGCGAAAACAGCAACAGCGAAGACUGAAAAGGCAGCAGUGACCAAAGUAACAGUAGCAGCUGUGAAGAAAGCAGAGACCAAACCACAACCAGCCAAAGACAAAACAAAAGCCAAUGCUGCACCGGCAAAGUCUAAAGCGACCAAACCUGUUCAGACCAAAGUCGCUAAAACUCAAAAACCCACCCUUGCACCUUUGCCUCUCCCUUCAAAGCCUGAGGUCUUGGAUGUCAAUAACGUCAAAUCAGCAUCCAAAAAUUACCCACCCUUCGACAAGGCUGCUGUGAGAGGCACGUCCAUGUCUUCUCCAGUAAUUCCCAAGAAGAAACCCACCAAUGGUUAUCAACAGGAUGUAGAUCCUGCUUACUCAGAGGCUGACCACACCCCCACCGAGACUGAUUAUUAUUACACAGUAGAAGAAGAGGCGAGCCCACAGCCAGAGAGUGAUCUGAAUGGAUAUGAAGAAACCAUUAACCAGGUCGACGAGACUGUCGGCGUCGAGGGCAUGGAUGCGGCCAAGUCAGGUGGUGAAGGGGUGGCUCAGACGCCAGACGAGCCCUUCACCGAGGAAUAUGUUACAGGCGACUUUGGAAUGAGGGAGUAUGACUAUUCCUACAAGGACUACAAUGAGCCCAUCAUCGAAAGCAAGACGGAUGAACCCUUUGGCCCUGCCCUGUCCGCUGUGACGGAUGAGGGAGGUGCCUUCAUGCGAGCCCAGAAGGGAGAGAAGGGAGAGCCUGCUGUCCUUGAACCUGGCAUGUUGAUUGAAGGACCACCUGGACCAGAAGGACCAGCAGGUCUCCCUGGCCCCUCUGGCUCCCAGGGACCCCCUGGUUCUGUUGGUGAUCCUGGUGAGAGGGGUCCUCCUGGUAAAGCUGGUCUACCUGGAGCGGACGGUGUCCCAGGACCUCCUGGAACUUCUGUCAUGCUUCCUUUCCGUUUUGGACAGAGUGCUGGUGAAAAAGGGCCCGUUGCCUCAGCACAGGAGGCCCAAGCUCAAGCCAUCCUGUCUCAGGCUAGGUUGGCUAUGAAAGGCCCAUCAGGGCCAAUGGGUUUCACUGGCCGUCCAGGACCUAUGGGAACACCUGGAAGUCCUGGCUUGAAGGGAGAAAGCGGAGACCCUGGUCCUCAGGGCCCCAGAGGUCCUCAAGGAUUGUCUGGUCCUCCUGGUAAAGCUGGUCGGAGGGGUCGUGCUGGUGCCGAUGGAGCCAGAGGGAUGCCAGGAGAGCCUGGAAUUAAGGGCGACCGUGGCUUUGAUGGCCUUCCUGGUUUGCCUGGUGACAAGGGUUAUCGUGGCCAAACUGGAGGAAUGGGACCCCCAGGACCUCCUGGAGAGGAUGGAGAAAGGGGAGACGAUGGAGACGUUGGACCUAGAGGUCUUCCCGGCGAACCAGGGCCCCGUGGGUUGCUGGGGCCUAAAGGGCCAGCUGGACUUCCUGGACCUCCUGGUGUUCGCGGAAAUGAUGGUCCACAUGGUCCAAAAGGAAACUUGGGACCUCAAGGAGAGCCUGGCCCUCCAGGACAGCAGGGGGCUCCAGGAACACAGGGAAUGCCAGGCCCACAGGGUGCUAUUGGACCACCAGGAGAGAAGGGACCCACAGGAAAGCCAGGUCUACCAGGAAUGCCCGGCGCUGACGGUCCUCCUGGUCAUCCCGGAAAGGAAGGCCCCGGUGGAACCAAAGGAAAUCAGGGUCCUAAUGGUCCUCAGGGGUCUAUUGGCUAUCCUGGCCCUCGGGGAAUUAAGGGAGCUCAAGGUAUCCGUGGACUGAAGGGCCAUAAGGGAGAGAAGGGAGAGGAUGGAUUCCCUGGAAUCAAAGGAGACUUUGGUGUGAAGGGAGAGAGGGGAGAGGUGGGAGUGCCAGGCCCAAGAGGAGAGGAUGGUCCUGAGGGGCCAAAGGGUCGCGUUGGUCCCCCUGGUGAAAUUGGUCCUAUCGGCCUGUUGGGAGAGAAGGGUAAACUUGGUGUGCCUGGACUUCCUGGAUAUCCCGGAAGGCAAGGAAUUAAGGGCUCCCUGGGUUUCCCAGGAUUCCCUGGUGCAAAUGGCGAGAAAGGCGCAAGGGGUUUGAUUGGAAAACCUGGACCAAGAGGACAAAGAGGGCCAACAGGCCCCAGAGGACAGAGAGGCCCCCGUGGGGCAACAGGAAAACCAGGUGCUAAGGGUGGAUCUGGAAGUGAUGGACCUCCUGGACCACCCGGGGAGAGAGGACUAACUGGACCUCAAGGUCCAAAUGGAUUCCCUGGGCCAAAGGGACCUCCCGGACCUCCUGGAAAGGAUGGACUGCCUGGACACCCUGGACAAAGAGGCGAAGUUGGUUUCCAAGGCAAAAUGGGACCACCUGGGCCACCAGGAGUUGUUGGACCACAGGGUCCCUCUGGUGAGACUGGUCCGAUGGGUGAGCGUGGUCACCCAGGACCCCCAGGACCACCCGGUGAGCAAGGUCUUUCUGGACCUUCUGGUAAAGAGGGAACCAAAGGAGAUCCUGGUCCCCCCGGCGGCCCUGGUAAAGAUGGACCCUCUGGACUGAGAGGAUUCCCAGGAGAGAGAGGACUGCCAGGAACUCCAGGCACUGGAGGACUGAAAGGAAAUGAAGGCCCUGCUGGACCACCUGGACCUGCUGGAUCACCUGGGGAGAGAGGACCAGCUGGCACUGCAGGUCCUGUUGGCCCACCUGGACGACCUGGACCUCAGGGGCCCCCUGGUGCUGCGGGAGAAAAGGGAGUGCCAGGAGAGAAAGGUCCAAUUGGCCCAGCUGGUCGCGACGGCAUUCAAGGCCCAGUUGGUCUUCCAGGCCCUGCUGGACCUCCAGGUACCGCUGGAGAGGAUGGAGACAAGGGUGAGGUUGGAGAGCCAGGACAAAAGGGAGGUAAAGGAUCCAAGGGAGAACAUGGUCCUCCUGGUCCACCUGGGCCAAUGGGUCCUGUUGGACAGCCUGGUGCAGCUGGUGCUGAUGGUGAGACAGGUGCCAGAGGUCAACAGGGACCAUUUGGUGCUAAGGGAGAUGAAGGGACAAGAGGAUUCCCUGGACCUCCAGGCCCCAUCGGACUACAGGGUUUGCCAGGCCCAGCUGGAGAAAAAGGAGAGACAGGAGAUGUUGGUCCAUUGGGUCCUCCUGGUCCCCCAGGUCCACGUGGUCCAGCUGGUCCUAAUGGUGCUGAUGGUCCUCAAGGUCCCCCAGGAGGUUUGGGUAAUCCAGGUCCCACUGGAGAGAAGGGUGAACCUGGUGAAUCUGGACCACCUGGAGUUGGUGGAGAGCCAGGAAAAACGGGCCCGAGAGGAGAGCGUGGUGAAAAGGGAGAAGCUGGGCAGCCGGGCACCCCUGGUCCUGCUGGUGGAAAAGGACCCCCUGGAGAUGAUGGACCCAAAGGAAACCCUGGUCCUGUUGGUUUCCCUGGUGAUCCUGGUCCCCCUGGUGAAGUUGGACCACGUGGCCAAGAUGGUGCGAAGGGUGAAAGAGGAGAGGAUGGAGAACAAGGAGAAGCUGGUUCACCUGGACCGACUGGUGAGAACGGACCACCUGGACCUCCAGGAAAGAGAGGUCCUCCAGGCACAAGGGGACCAGAGGGUCGUCAGGGUGAGAAAGGAAGCAAGGGAGAUGCAGGUGCCCUUGGGCCUCCAGGAAAGACCGGCCCUGUGGGGCCACAGGGUCAACCAGGAAAACCAGGAACUGAGGGUCUAAGAGGGUUGCCUGGAACAGUGGGUGAGCAAGGUUCUCCAGGUGCUGCUGGCCAGAAAGGACCACCUGGACCAAUGGGUCCUCCAGGUUUGGCAGGUCUUCGUGGUGACCCCGGUGCUAAGGGUGAGAAGGGACAUCCAGGUAUGCUUGGUCUGAUUGGGCCUCCCGGAGAACAGGGAGAGAAGGGAGACCGAGGCCUGCCGGGACCUCAGGGAUCAUUUGGACCCAAGGGAGAAACGGGUAUGCCUGGAGGAACUGGCCCUCUUGGUCCUGCAGGUCCUGCUGGUAUGCCUGGUCCGAGGGGUAUCAAAGGAGCUAAAGGUGCCACUGGUGGAGCUGGUCCUAAAGGAGAAAAAGGUGUACAAGGACCUCCAGGACCACCUGGACCCCCUGGUGAUGUCAUCCAGCCACUGCCCAUUCAGAUCCCCAAGAAGUCCAAGCGCUCCAUCGACGCUAGUAAGAUGCUCUCUGAGACUGACGCUGAGGCUGCCGACACCACGGGCACAGAGUUUCUGACCGGUAAUGAGGGUAUGGAGGAGAUCUUCGGCUCACUCAACUCUCUGCGUCAGGAGAUCGAGAGCAUGCGCUUCCCGCUGGGAACGCAGGAAAGCCCGGCCCGCACCUGCCAGGAUCUCCACCUCAGCCAACCAGAUUUGAAAGACGGCGAGUACUGGAUUGAUCCAAAUCAAGGCUGUGCUCGGGACUCUUUCAAGGUUUACUGUAACUUCACUGCCGGUGGAGAGACGUGCUUGUAUCCCAGCCAAGCUGUGGAAAAUGUGAAGAUGAACACUUGGCCAAAUGAGAAGCCCGGGUCCUGGUUUAGCCAGUUUGCGAAGGGCAGCAAGUUUUCAUAUGUUGAUUCGAGUGGAGUGCCCGUGGGUGUUGUCCAGCUGGGAUUCUUACGGUUGCUCAGCGUUCAGGCCCGUCAAAACCUAACCUACCACUGCCACAAAUCAGUGGCCUGGGCGGACCUCACUACCGAUGGUGGCUACCAGAGGGCGCUGCAAUUCCAGGGUGCCAACGAUGAAGACCUGAGCUAUGAGACCAGCCCCUACAUCAAAGCCCUCAUGGAUGGCUGCUCUUAUCGUAAAGGCUUGGACAGGACAGUGCUGGAGGUGAACACACCUCAGGUGGAGCAGCUCCCCCUGCUGGACAUCAGGAUCUCAGACUUUGGGGAGGACAAUCAGAAAUUUGGUUUUGAAGUGGGACCUGUCUGUUUCCUGGGAUAAACACACACAUGCUGAGGGCAAGGGGAAUACAAUCACCGAUAGACACGAAAAACACACACACACAAACAUACUCACUUAAUCAUGCACUUAAAACCUAGACAUAAAUAGUGCCAACACUAAUAAAGACAUUUGAAAUCACGUGUAAAAAGUGGGACACAUAGAUUCACACACACACACAUACACAUACACACACGCACACACACAAUGUUGUGAAACAAAGUUGCACACAAAGUACACGCCCAGGGAAAAACACUCCCAGCAACGGAGGAGAAGAGAGCCAUUCUCGCAGGAGAGAAGAUGUUCUGUGUUGGAGCAGAUACUGCUGGCCUAAAGCGGAAGACCCUCCCGUUUCGGCCCCCUCUCUCUCCUACAGCUCCCCUCCCCACUGUUCCUCUUCUGAGACGUUCCACUCUUCCUACCUCCAUGCCUGAUCGCUCCUUUUAUAGUCCUGUGCAAAGCUACGCCCCCCUCCCCACUUCCUUCCUUACCUUAUAGAAUAGAAUGUUUGCACGUGCAACAUUUAAACUGAGGAACGGAAUCAAGAGCAUGAAAAUUCCAUUAGAAUGAUUUCAAAUCACACCAGCAACUGUCAUCAGCAUAUGAAAUGAAAAGCCAUUUAAAUGUAAAAUUGUAUUGAAUUUGAUAUUGUUGUACAUUUAUUAUAAGAAUUUUUUUUUUUUUUGUUCAUGCCAUAAACAUGCUGCCAAUUUACCAGUCCAGUAUUUUUUGGUGAAAGUAUAUAAGCUGGUUAUUGUUUCAUUACAGAGGCCUUUAAAAAAAAUUUUUUUUCAGACACAUUGUGCUGUUUUGACACCCAUGGGUUUGUGACCUUUGACCUUUCGUGUGGACAGUGUUCAAGGCUGGAGUUGUGCAUUAGAACCAUUUGUACAGAAAUAUUUUAUUGUAUUUAUUUUGUGAAACAAACAGGUGCUCACAAGAAAACGGCCGACACUUGCAGUACAAAAUAAUGUGGUAUUCAUCUGUAAUUAUUUCCUGUAGUUUUUUCAUUUAUUAAAUAUGUAAAUUAAACCCCAGAAAGCAAAUCUGCCUUCUCUGUAUGACAUGUACACUUGGUGAUAUCAGAUCAUGCUGCAUUAUUUCAAUAAUUAGGAGAGUUUGGUGCAGGUGGAGACAACAAAAAGACCAAAAUGUCUCAAGAUUCAGACAGCAGUGGAGAAGGGACAGGAAGAGGAAGGAGAGGGAAGGAAACUGAUGGUGGUUUGUUUUUUAUGUAUAUGUUUUGUUUCUUUUUUUAAAACAUGGCGAGGGGAAUGAAAAGCUAUAAAAAAGUAUUUGUGAAUUAAAAGUUGUUUGUGUGGUUUUCUCACAAGGACAAUACUGCCAGGAUUGUUUUUGUCGGCAAAAGACAAACAUCUGUCUUUAUAACAUAUGGUGCUAAAACGUGUUUUAUGUAAGUACUUCAGAAUCUGUUUGUGUAAUAUAUAAUCUAUUUAAAGAGCUGUUGGACUCCCUUGUUGUUCUUGUCCCCGUUUGUUUUCUAUUGUCAUGGUCACAUGGUGCUUUUGCUAAUAUUUCAUCUGCUUUUUCAGUCUUCUGAGCCAAACUCCCAUUUUCACCUUUUAACAACUAAGCACGUCUCUUGUGUCAUAGUGAAACCACAAUAUGUAAUCUGGCCACUUUGCUUUAAACAAAUCUUAAAACCUUUUUAAUUUGUUUUAGUCUGGGUUUUGAAAUGUUAACUGUUUUAAUUCUGACUUGAUGUUAUUUUGGUCCAAACGUUCCCAUUAAACCACACAUCAACACA
This is a messenger RNA of Labeo rohita (rohu), 8125 nucleotides long. RefSeq names its product collagen, type XI, alpha 2 (gene col11a2). Lineage: Eukaryota; Metazoa; Chordata; Actinopteri; Cypriniformes; Cyprinidae. Gene Ontology annotation, cellular component: collagen trimer. The record is from RefSeq and is a predicted model, not a curated record. The transcript has 66 exons. The coding region runs from base 343 to 6360 and encodes 2005 amino acids. Gene Ontology annotation, biological process: cartilage development; sensory perception of sound; collagen fibril organization. Gene Ontology annotation, molecular function: extracellular matrix structural constituent; heparin binding.